Messenger RNA from Procambarus clarkii (red swamp crayfish), 3385 nucleotides. The record is from RefSeq and is a predicted model, not a curated record. Lineage: Eukaryota; Metazoa; Arthropoda; Malacostraca; Decapoda; Cambaridae.
GGAGAGGAGGGAUGAAUUGAAUGAAUGUGAAAUUCAGUGUAGAAACUGGCAACUAGGUGGUGGCGGCGAGAGGUUGAGGUUGAGGGAGAAGCGACAGUGUAUGCUGGCCAUGUGUGGUGAGAGGUGUUAGUGCGUCUGCGGGUGUAGGGCAGUGUCCUCCUUGUGUUACUUUAUUUGUUAUUUAUACAGUGAAGUGGUGCUUGUGUCGUACUGGUAAUCGAGUUGGCUUGAACAAAAUAAUCGAACGCUGUGGAUAUUCCCUGCUUAACAUUGCGUCCUUCGCUAUGGCUACGAGUCGUCGCUGGUGUCCGUGAUGGUGGGCGUGCCUGGGGGCGUGGCUGGUGGAGGCGUGGGCGCGGGAGUGCCCGGUGGGGUAGUUGGAGUGGGCGUGGCCGGUGUGGGCGUGGCCGGAGUGGGCGUGGCCGGUGAUGUUAUCGGUGGAGGCGAGGGAGAGGACCUGCGUCGCGCGGCGGCCCACGGCAACACCAAGAAGCUGCUGCAGCUGCUCGAGGAGGGCGCACCUGUCAACCUUAGUGAUGAGUGUGGGUAUACUGCACUGCAGCGGGCGUCGUGCGAGGGCCACAUCGACAUCGUCCGUCAGCUUAUAAAACACAACGCAAACGUCGACCAUCAGGAUGACCAGCACGGGAACACGGCGCUGCACGAGGCCGCCUGGAAAGGCUACAGCCAGACGGCGGAGGCGCUGGUGAGGGCCAAGGCCAACGUCUACAUCAAGAACAAGGGAGGGUUCGCGCCCCUCCACCUCGCCUGCCAGAAUGGUCACAACCAGACGUGCCGGGUACUGCUCCUGGCAGGGUGCAGGCCAGACAUCAAGAAUAACUACGGGGACACCCCACUACACACCGCUGCCCGCUACGGUCACGCUGGGGUCACCCGCAUCCUCCUCUCCGCCAGGACCCAGGUCGGGGAGAUGAACAAGAACGGGGACACGGCUCUACACAUCGCAGCAGCCAUGGGCAGGAGGAAGCUGACCAAGAUCCUGCUGGAGUCUGGUGCUGACCAAACCGUCAAGAACAAGCAAAACGAGGCACCUGGAGACAUCGCCAGACGCAAGGAGUUCGACCAGAUCCUGGAGAUCCUCAGGAACCCCCCACCAGUAGUGUCCCCAGAGGAGCGCCUCCGCCGGGAGCAGGAGCAGAAGAAGAAGGAGGCUAAGGAGGCGAAGAACAAGGGCGCAGCAGCAGUAGGGAAGGGGGCAGGCAAGGGAGACAAGAAGAGAGGAAAGACAAAUGACAGCGGCACCUCAAGUAAAGACAGCAGCACCAGGGCCAAGGAGAAGAAGAAACACAAGUCUGACCACAAGGAAAAGCGUCGAGGGAAGCAGGUGCAGUGGUCGCCGUAUGGGUGUCAGUACUUCCCUCCCACCACACCCCAGGAACUCGCCACUCCUAACAUCGACUCCCUGCCCAAGGACCCGCUCUCCAAGGGCGAGCAAUACUUCAUCGACCUCGCUGGCAACAUCAAGAAGGGCCCCGUGGGCAUAGGCUACACCUGCUACUGCGCGCCCUUUUUCAAGAACGUCGAGGAUAAGCUGGAGAAAGACAAAGUCGCCCUCAUGGACCACAUUGACGCUGCCCACGACAAACUCGAUGCCAAGAUCACCAACCUCGAGCACCGUACCAAGUCUCACAUUCAGCACCUGAGCAACAACGUCAAACAGAAGCUUGCAGAGGAGAAAGAGGAGUGUCGGCAGCGUACAGAACGGACCACUACCAUGCGGGAGUUGCAGGCAGAUGCUCGGGUAACACAGCUACAGCAGUGGAUGGAGCGACGACUGGCAGCCCGAAACACAGUGCAUCCACCCACAGUCAACCCCAGGACCUGCAUCUUCAGGGGCUCCGUCAGGAGAGCCAGGGAUCCACUCACAGGAUUGUUUCCUCUUACCAGAUCACGGUCAGAGGAAGCAGUGUCGGAGUACCGAGAAGACGGAGAGAGUGACCGUGAAUCCGUUUACAAGGGAUUGAGAGUACUCGAUCAUCCGACCUCUAUGUAUAACAUCCCACAAAACAUUCAGGAUGAAGCUGACAUAGUCAUAUAUGAUUCCCCCAAACCUAUUCCCUCCCUGGUGCCAGGAGUCCUCCGCUGUCCCUCGCCAACCGACCAUCCUUCUAGGAGCCUCUCGGCUGAGAGCCGAGGCUUUGCACACAACCCCAGAGGGCCUGCAGGCCGCAGUCACUCACUAGAUGCUCGCAAGGUAUUAUGCGAUUCCCAGAACCCACUAGACAAGCGGAUCUCAACUGAUAGAGCUCAAGAGCAGAGUCCUACGAGAAUACCACCCAAUAGAGAUAUGUUAAAUGACUCUGUGAGCAGCGAUAUGUCAGCUGGUAGGCGAGGAAGCAGAAGUAGCAGAGGAAUAAGUGGAUCUUCUAUUCACGGCUCCCCAAUGGUCACCAGGAUGAGUCGAUACUCCCCUGCUCAACCAUCAUCCCUUCUAUGCCAUACUGAUAUAUCACAACCUGAUGCUCCCCAUGGCAGACCUUCACCCUUGCACCAUACAGACCUCAACCAAGCAGUCGACAAUCUCAGAGUCUCUCAAUCUCAAGCUGAAAAUGGCGCCAUACCAAAGACAUACGGACGUUCUGAGGCGGCAGAUGAUGGGGACAAUGGUGAUGUAAGCCAGGUCCACCAGCCACAAGGAUGGAGUGGCUACAGUCGCUAUGACUACCGUAAUACUAACCCAUAUAUGCAUGGAGACCUACGGGGUCGCAACCCAUUAGUUCAUCCACCUCACAUAGCCAGUGCCCCUGCAGAACCUAAGAUGAGUAAGCCAGGGUAUGAGACUUACUCACAAUAUGCAAAAUACCCUUCUACUCCAGAAGAAGGUCAAACUGCAGAGACAUACCACGCUCAUCUGGCACAAUCACAAGAGGACUCUGAUGCGACAGCAUACUUAGACAUGGACAGGUACAGAAUCCAGCAGGCAGUGAGGCGGCUGUAUGAUGGGUACCUGGCUGAGGGUCACCUGGAGGCUGUAAGAGGUGCAGGGAGAAAUAACCUAGAGGUGUCCACCGAGCACGACUCUCAUAAUGACUCUGGAUAUUCUACCAGACUUUGCACUGGCUCCCAGGGACCAUCGCCAGCUCUCUCUGGUGGACAUGAUGUCCAGUCAGAGGGUGAGUUUAAACAUAUGGCAGCAUCUGCAUCAGAGCCCAGUAGACACCACUCGUAUGGUGAGUCUCAAAAGCAGGACACCAGCAGACACCCACGCAGGGAGCCAACCUACCCAGGAGCUCCUGCAAUACGUUACACCAAUGGUCUUCCAUCAGCAGGCACCCAGCUCUCCACCACCACCACCACCACCAGGUUCUCCACACCACACUUGGGUAGCGACACCGUCAUCAUCGGAGAGUCCUCACUUGUUUGA